GUGAGGUGAUGGUUCCGCUGAAGAGUGGUGGAAGAAAGAGAGACAGUAGGAGUUUGUAAUUAUCUCGAAAGAGCAAGCCCAGUUUGCGAAGGUCCUCACUAUAAAUCCCCAACCCCUCCGACUGUUGAAAAUCCCCCAAUCUCCAUUUUCAUUCAAAUUCAAAUUCAAGAGAAAUGUCGUCGAAAUGCAGCCAAAUAAGGCACAUUGUGCGGCUCCGGCAGAUGCUGCGGCGGUGGCGCAACAAGGCCCGGAUGUCGGCGAGGCGCGCGCCCUCGGACGUGCCGGCGGGGCACGUGGCGGUGUGCGUGGGCAGGAACUCGACGAGAUUCGUGGUGCGCGCGACCUACCUGAACCACCCGGUCUUCAAGAAGCUUCUCCUCCAGGCGGAGGAAGAGUACGGGUUCUCCAACGACGGUCCCUUAGCCAUCCCCUGCGACGAAACCCUCUUCCAGGAGAUUCUCCGCUUCAUCUCCCGAACCGAAUCCUCCAAACCCAACCGCUUCUUCAACCUCGAACUCGACGACUUCCGCCGACACUGCCACCUCGCCAUCGCCACCUGGCCCGACUCUCGACCGCUCCUGCACCUGCACGGCCCCUCUCACUCUCACAACACCUUUUGCUAACUUCCAAGCCCCAACUGCUCUUUUAACCCUCCUCUUCACUCACGCCAAAUUCUAAUGCUACAUACGAGAAACACAUUAUUAUAUAUUCCAUUGCCAACAUCUCAUUCCUGCCCCUAUUUUAUGUUAUCUUAGUCACACUCACACAUAUCCCCAUAACAACACGUACAAGAUUAUCACAGCUUUAUUUAUUUCAUGAUGUCUCAAGUGCGUGAAUUAACCGGUAUAAGAUUAUUUCAGUUUAAUUUGUGUCUUCUGGACAUGGAUCAACUGAUAUAAGACUGAUACAAGAUUAUUCCAAUUAAGUGGGUGACUUUAAUUUUUCUUCUGGAUUUUGGAUAUGCAUUUGUGUUAAAUAUUUGGAAAGAGAGUGGUAUGACCAAUAAUACUCUAUGAAAAAGAAUGUGGUCUAUGAAAAGAGAAAAAAAAGAGUUUUAGAAAGGUUUGGGAAUGUGGAUCCAGGAGAUGGCACAAGGGUGGGAGAGUAUGGAAAAUCCUCCACUGAGUCGUCCCGGGUUUGGAUCGGACUGGAGGCUGUGAUUUCAUGGCUAUUUUCAAGCUGAGAUAUGAGUCUCUUUUUUUGGGGUUUUCUUUUUUACUAUGGUAAGAUGUAAAGUAUGUAUGUGAAUGUAUUCGAUUUGAUUUGAUUUGAAGAAUGGAAAUGAAAUUGUAGAGAAAUUUCAAAUUGAAUUUCACCGUACUUUAUAAUUGUGUUUGACAGCGGUGUGUGUAUAAUAAUAGUGCCAUGUUUGACAACUAGUUAAUUUAAUUGACAAGUAUUUGUUGGUG
Messenger RNA from Cajanus cajan (pigeon pea), 1409 nucleotides. NCBI's taxonomy places the organism in Eukaryota, Viridiplantae, Streptophyta, Magnoliopsida, Fabales, Fabaceae. The record is from RefSeq and is a predicted model, not a curated record.